AUGGAGAACAAACUGUCGGCCCAACCAGCGGCCUCGCACACGCCAGAUGGGUUGCGACAGCGACAACGCGAUCGACUUUCACCACGCGGGAGAUUUGGAAAACCUGCGUGGAUUGCUACCACCGUUCGUGACAUGGAGGGAACGAAGGCUACUGGUAGUGACGGUGGUAACGGCAUCACGCUCUGGCCGGCACCGCGUGCGAAGACCAUUGGCAAGAAAUCGUCGGAUCUGGCCAAGAAGAAGCAAUUGCAGGAAGGGUUGCGCAAGGAGAAUAGUGUGAAUCGUCGCGCGAAACGGGAGGCAGAGGACGGAAAACUUCACCAUGAUAUUGUUCCCAACGGGGGAUCCGCUGGGCGAGAAGGACGCCAGUUUACCGUGGCCAAUGUGGGGAACAAUGGCAGGAUAUAUCUUCGGUAUGUUGAGCAGCCUACGGUGGGACGUCGCGAGGAUUGGUUUGGAGAAAGUGCAGAUGUACUCACUGGAACGAACAGUCCCACCAUCCGACCAGCAAACCAGCGAUAUCCCCAACCCUCGUUCGUGUUUCCCAUGACCCCACCGAGCACCGCUGGAUUGGAUGUUUUGUUGAGCCAGCAAGAGAGUGACGAGACGCCCCGCGACAGUCUGUGGACUCCGUCGCUAGCUACUUCAGAUGCUGCAGUGCGAGAUUCUUCAUUCCCCCUUGGACGCCCGCCCAGUCAAUUCCCGCGUCAUAAGCGCACCUUUUCCUACUCAACGAUUGACGAGCGGCACGCUCACGUUCGAGACUCGGAUGCCGGUGCCUUCAAAAUCGUCAUUGAGAGACCAGGUGCAGGUCCAAAGGCCAAGGAGCCUCUGGUCGGAACGCCAACGAUAGAGGUCCCCAUACCUUCGUAUAAAUUGGGAACACCGCGGUUCAGCAUGAGAGGGACCGCCUUCCUCCGAGGUUCAUCAUACGCAGCGACGGAUGAUAUGAGAUCCAGUGUAAUCUCAUCUAACGAUGCUAAUGCGGAAUCCAACACACCCCGUCCCACGCCGGUUCUGUCUAGAAGACAUUCAGAUGCGCCUCGUCAACCUUGUUCACUAGUCACAGGAGGCCCUUUAUCAAGUCACCCCAUCGGCUCACAUCAUUCCAGCAGCGUCAUUCGACAACGUUUACCAAUUACUCCUGAGAUUUUUGACUCGUUGACCUUCAAACCAGCUUGUGACCACCCAUCUGUUGUACGCUAUUCGCGAGAUGGAAGUAUCAGGGCCGCUACGCCCGCAAGGCUUGUAGCCGAGAUUACGUCCCCAACCUUUGUUGACUACGACCUUCUUUCUGAUUUCUUCCUCACUUUUCGCUCAUUUCUUGAUACAACAGACUUACUGCAUAUAUUGAUUGCUCGCUUGAAAUGGGCUCUUGCACGCGAUGAUGAGACGGGAACCGUGGUCAGGGUCAGAGCUUUUGUGGCGAUUCGUCACUGGGUGCUCAACUAUUUUGUAGAUGACUAUGUGAUUGAUUACGAUCUGCGAAAGACCUUUUGCGAGCUUCUCAACAACUUUACCGACGACCCCUUAUUCAGCCCCCAACGUACAAAAGUUCCAUUGAAGAUCCUCGGUGAAAUCAAGAAGUGUUGGAGACGGGUUGGUGCCCUGUACUGGGAUGGAUCAGAGUUUGACACAGAACUUGGCUGUGAUGUACCUAUUGCUCCGGGAGGAGUAGCUGGGUCUAGGGAUCCUACUUUAGAUCCUAGUUUUUGGGACACCCACCCAGAUGGCCCUCCAAGGUUAGAUGGUAUCAUUGAGCCAGAUUUCAUCCAAAUGGAAUCGUCAAACGCGGAAGGCUCCAACUUCUUCGCCGAGGUGUCAAGGGCUGGCCACCUGGAUUCCACGCUGAGACCGCAAAGCGCACCCAAGAGCCAUGGAGAAGAUGAGCCAGUUGGCAAUCCUCCUUUGUCACCGGCGAGCAUAAUGAGCGAGGAUUUCGUGUCGUGCUCCUUUCCAACCCGACUCCGUGGCCACGGGUCUUCGCAACAGCUUAAUGCUCAUCCUGUACCAGCUAGUUCUAUCUAUGAUGCAUCUCCUCCGAUUGCCCCAAUUCCCAAGGUUGUUAUAGGAAAACGUGUUCGUCCUUCCCACGCCCACAAGCGUAGUGGAAGUUUUUCAGACUCAUUCAGAGAUCAACGGCCACUUGAACCAGUGCAGAAAGUCAUUUACAAAAGCACAGAGUUACUUCUUGCCUGCCCAUAUGCUGGGAGCCUGGUCCGAGGAAAUCUAUUUCCACCUGGACAAGCAACCGUGGAAGUCGUUGCUCCGGACACCCCAGGUCACUCAAAUCGCGGGACGACGUUGUUUCCCCCCGGUGCCUCUCAGAAGGGGCCUUCAGCAAUGUCAGGACCUGGAAUGAAGAAGCUUCUAGGGAGUGUUCGUCGUGCUCUCAGUACUCGUACCGGCCUGAGCUCAGUCCCGUCUUCGUCACCCACCCAAGGAAGCUUUCCCCAAAUUCCGCCUCUAGGUGUUCGGGGGGCAACCAUAAAUCGUUUACCAGGUACUGCAGUUGUUCCGCAAGCUCGCUCGCGAGCCAUGGACGCUAAAGCACCAAUGAGGAUAGAUUUGUUGGGUGCUGAAGUUGCCGAGGACUUCAAGAAGGCUGUGCAGGAGGAAGCGGAAGUGAGUAUCCAAUCAGAUCAAUUCAGUGCGCAUAACAUGCGACUUCAGUACCCAAGUAUGGCUCUAGAUGCUACUCUCGAACCGUCCAAGGUGGAAACUCGAAAGGCACUGGUCAAUAGUGAGAUGACUACUGGUAGCAAGUCCAUCGUAAUCGUUGAUGACACCGUACCUGUGGAAGGCGAUGCGACGAAUGGAACAAAUCUCAUGAACACACCCAUCGAGGAUUUUGCGAAAACAUAUAUGCACCGAUCUGCAGGCCCAACCCCCCCUUCCACCCCUCCAGAUCCACCACUUGGAACGCCACGCCGUUCAUCGCACUUGCUGGGCCAACACACACGAAAACGCUCGUUGUCUUUUGGAGAUAGUGGUUUCAUGUCCCGCACAUCAUUCACUAGAGCUGACAGUCGUCCUUUAAGCAAGAAGCCAUCUACCCGCCCAUCCAUACGUGCCUCGCGUCAUUCAUUCCAAACCGCGAAUUCCAUGUCUCUGCGGCGUUAUGCUUCCUACCAUAGCGGGUUUACACGGUAUAGGAGUGAGAGGAGUUUUGAUGCAACUACAUUUUCGGGAUCAGACGAUCACGAGAAUCAUAUCUCUUCAGUGCCACGACCACUUCGAGUUCUCAGAAGGAGACCAGGGGGGGACUUGAGAGCAGUCACGAACGUUGAAGAGCUUAAUCCCCAGUCGAUCCGAAGAGUACUUUCGACGGGGACCAUGUCGACGUAUCAGGACUCUAUUCGAAGCUCAUACCUCUUGAGCCCGGGAGUGCCUAGCGCAUAUGUGGAUGCCAAAAGUGGUAAUUCUGAGCUAUCUGAACCUAAUGUGCAGACCUUCUCGCUUGGUGCUUUAGCUGAAGGAUCCUCGCCUAAACCAGCUGUUUCACUUUUCAGCACUCACUCAUCCCAACCUAUUAUGCGACCGUCUUUUGAGAAGGAGGCUCAAAUGCUUGCACAGAUUCCCGAUGAUAUAGAUGAUGAUGGUGGUGUUGAAUCUGCUUUGCUGAAACUCGAGGGCAAAUUUGAGCUGCGCCGUUCCGACAUGUCACUCAGUGCAGAGGGUGAGCGUGAUAGCUUUGGUGCUCGCCCAAUCGAUGUGAGUACACUGACCCUUGAAGAUGAGGAUGAAGUAGCGGAAGAGCAUCAUGAUGGGAACAUACGCGCUGUAGAAUCUGGUCAAUCGAUAAUUCCUACAUAUCGUCCUCAGCUAAAUUCUUCAACCGAAGAGCUUAAGCCUACUGUUUACCAACCUCGUGGAAUGCAGUCAAACUCAGCACCUUCGCUGAGAUCGGUAGAGUCAUUCAAUUUAACUACUAUUCUUGGGGGGGAAGAUGGAAUGCAGUCGAACUCAGCACGUUCAGUAAAAUCGGUGGAAUCAUACAACUUAACCACUAUUCCUGGGGCAGAAGAUAGAAUGCAGAGAAGUACGCGAAACUGGUCAGACCAGUCGAUCCUCCGUGGUCCAAGUAACGAGAGGCCUCUUCACAAUGAGCAUACUCCUGACUCAUCUCAUGUCAAUUCAUUUGACUUCGUCGACGACACUGAUAGUCUUCGCAGGAUACCAGCUGGCCAGACCAUGCCCCAGCACGCAAGUCUUGAUCAAUCUUUUCUAGAGAGCGAGAGCGAAGAUAAAAGUGACUUGUCAUCUGAGAUGUCAAUGGAAGUGAUUUCCAAAACAGAGCUCACCGAGCCCGACGCUAAUCCUAACCAAACCAUACAUCCCGAAGCUGCUACGAAGGAACCAAUGCUGCCGUCACAUUCACAAGGCGGGACUCCAUCCCCACCACUUACAUUAGCACAAGCAUUGCAAAUAUUUCCUGAUGGUACCAACCCGCAAAGCCACAGGGGGUCUAACGGACAGAACUUAGGCCAGAACAACCUUCCUUUCACCCCCGAGGUCACACCCACUGGCCCGUUCCCACCACCUCAUGAACAUCAUAUCUCUGGUGAUCUGAUAGAUAGAGACGGAAUAGAGCCGCACCGUAUUCCUGAGCCAUCCCGCAAAACGUCUCUCCAUCUUCCCUUUACGUUAGCAUUCGACUCUCAGGUCCUUGCUCAACAGUUUACACUUAUUGAGAAGGACGCACUGAAUGAAAUCGAUUGGAAAGAUUUGAUUGAAAUGCGAUGGAAGAAUUCCACUACCGACUCUCGCUCAUGGGUUGAUUUCCUUCGCUCUUCGGAACCACGAGGGGUGGAAGUUGUGAUCGCUCGCUUCAAUCUCGUUGUCAAGUGGGCAGUGUCCGAAGUUGUAUUGACUCUCAAUAUGGAGGAGCGAGUGAGGACCAUUAUCAAGUUUAUUCACAUUGCUGCGCAGUGCCGCAAGUACAGGAAUUUCGCAACCAUGACGCAACUUACUGUCGCCCUCACGUCAAAAGACCUCUCCCGCCUUACAAAGACAUGGAACCAUGUCCCGAAAAAUGAUAUGCAAGUGUUGAGGCAACUUGAAGAUCUUGUUACCCCAACCAGCAACUUCUAUAACCUGCGAGCCGAGAUGGAAGUAGCUGGCGCGGACCAAGGCUGCAUUCCCUUCGUUGGCAUCUAUACGCAUGAUCUUUUGGUCAAUUCCGAACGACCCAGCCAAAUUGCUAGCACUCCAACCACAGAGCCACUCGUCAAUUUUGAAAGAUGCCGAACAGAUGCUACAAUCAUCAAGAAUCUUCUUAGGCUCCUAGAGGCUAGUCAACUGUACAGAUUCCUACCAAUCGAAGGAAUUACCGAGAGAUGUCUUUGGUUGGCGGCCCUCUCGGAUUCGGAAAUCAAAGAUUACAGCAAGGCGAUUCAAAAAUAA
Messenger RNA from Hymenoscyphus albidus, 5406 nucleotides. NCBI's taxonomy places the organism in Eukaryota, Fungi, Ascomycota, Leotiomycetes, Helotiales, Helotiaceae. The record is from the annotation of a GenBank genome assembly.